Messenger RNA from Xenopus laevis (African clawed frog), 2774 nucleotides. It is a transcript of the gene kcnj12.L, whose product is annotated as potassium inwardly rectifying channel subfamily J member 12 L homeolog. The transcript has 4 exons. Gene Ontology annotation, biological process: regulation of monoatomic ion transmembrane transport; potassium ion import across plasma membrane; potassium ion transport. Lineage: Eukaryota; Metazoa; Chordata; Amphibia; Anura; Pipidae. Gene Ontology annotation, molecular function: inward rectifier potassium channel activity. The record is from RefSeq and is a predicted model, not a curated record. Gene Ontology annotation, cellular component: membrane; plasma membrane. Bases 1028 to 2281 code for a protein of 417 amino acids.
GCAGAGAACAGCGCAGACAUGAGAGAGCAGGAUGGCAUUGAAAUGCUAAAUAUAGCUUCACUGAAAAUAGGAUGCGUGUGAUACUUAUGCUGAAAAUUGACGAAGAGGAGGGGACAAGUGGAAACAGAGAAUAAAAAAAAAUAAAUGGCAUUCAGAAGGAUAUGUGAAAGGGCAAAAAGGAGUGAUAAGAGUAAGCCUGUGAAGUUAUUACUAGGGACCCUCAGAGCCAAAUUUGCAAAGUGCUGAUGCAGGGAAUUGCAGGUAUUAGCUGCUGUUCAUGGCAGGAGCAGUAGGAGGGAGUGGAGACUCGUGGGAGCCCUUGUAUCCCCGUGCAAUGCUGUAAAGCUGGAUAAAUCUCAGGGCUUGGAACAGAUGAGCAGAGCUAGUCAGAUAUCAUCAUCAAAAGAAGAAAAAACACGGAAGAGAAACGCACCAUCAGUUCUAUAUGGAAAGUCAUAAGUUUUGAUGCUCCACAGAAAAAAGAAAGUAUGUAUGGACAGCAUGGUCAUACAGCUGCACUGCAGGAGAUAGAAUAUCCUACAUGUAUCUAAAUUAAUAUUUUGUAUCAACGCAAAGAGCUCCAUGACAGUUCUGGCAACAUCAACGUAUAUUUUAUGAAAUACAAUGGGUGUUUCUGCCCUGAAGUCUGGUGCUUGUGCUUCUUUGGCCACAGUAAAGGAGGUUCAGGGCUCUCAUCCAACUGUCUACCUGGAUUUCUAAACAGAAUUUGAUAAAUGCAAACUUUAUAUGACAGAUUAUACCUGGGUCUCCAAGAUAGUGUAUAUUAGCUUUGCUACCCAACAUGAAAAACAUCAGAAAAUAUAAUGAUCUUCAUCCUUUGUCUUGGAUUUAUCACCCAGUGGAUUAAUAUUUUAAGGAGCGUAUAAAAAUAUCCAGAUCAUCUUUUGUGAUUACGUUGAAAUGAAAUCCAGAAUUAUUUCUCCCCCGAACAAAGAGAACCAGACUCUGGAGGUAAAAAAUAAAAAGACAUAAGACACCUCAUACUUACUCUGGAGUACAUUCAGGUAUGGGCACAAGUAGGAUAAAUAACUAUAGCAUAGUGUCCUCUGAUGAGGAGAGAUUGAGGAUGACCACGAUGGCUGGGGUCAAUGGCUUUGGCAAUGGGAAAAUUCAUACUAGAAGGAAAUGCAGAAACAGAUUUGUAAAGAAGAACGGCCAAUGCAAUGUUCAGUUUGCAAAUAUGGAUGAAAAGUCCCAGCGGUACAUUGCAGACAUGUUCACCACUUGUGUCGAUAUUCGCUGGAGAUACAUGCUGAUUAUUUUCUGCCUUGCAUUCCUCGCAUCUUGGCUACUCUUUGGACUGAUUUUUUGGCUGAUUGCUUUUGUUCAUGGAGACUUAGAAAAUCCAUCAGGUGAUACAGAUUUCAAGCCAUGUGUUGUUCAAGUCAAUGGCUUCAUGGCUGCAUUCCUUUUCUCUAUUGAGACACAAACUACUAUUGGAUAUGGUUUCCGCUGUGUGACAGAAGAAUGUCCUCUAGCAGUUUUCAUGGUUGUGAUUCAGUCCAUUGUUGGCUGUAUAAUAGACUCCUUUAUGAUUGGGGCCAUAAUGGCAAAAAUGGCUAGACCUAAAAAAAGAGCCCAAACAUUACUCUUCAGCCACAAUGGAGUGAUUGCUAUGAGAGAUGGAAAGCUAAGCUUGAUGUGGAGAGUUGGGAAUCUUAGGAAAAGCCAUAUAGUGGAAGCUCAUGUGAGGGCUCAGCUCAUAAAGAAUAGAAUAACUGAGGAAGGUGAAUAUAUCCCUCUUGAUCAAAUUGAUAUGAAUGUUGGAUUUGAUAAAGGAUUAGAUCGGAUCUUUUUGGUGUCUCCUAUCACAAUAGUUCAUGACAUAGAUGAGGAGAGCCCUCUAUUUGGGAUUAACAAGCAAGACCUAGAGACCUCUGAUUUUGAAAUAAUUGUCAUACUGGAGGGUAUGGUAGAAGCUACAGCAAUGACAACCCAAGCUCGGAGCUCAUAUUUAGCUAAUGAGAUCAUGUGGGGUCAACGGUUUGAACCUGUCCUGUUUGAGGAGAAAAACCAAUACAGAGUGGACUAUUCUCACUUCCACAAAACAUAUGAAGUUCCAUCAACUCCACGAUGCAGUGCAAAGGAUUUGGUGGAGAACAAAUUCAUAAUCCCCAGUACCAACUCCUUUUGUUAUGAGAAUGAGCUGGCCUUCAUAAGCCGAGAUGAAGAUGAGGAGGAAGAUGACGAUAGCAGCACACAAGAUUUUAACAGACUUCAUACAGACCAGUAUUCAUUCCGAAGAGAGUCUGAAAUAUGAGACUGGAAUAACACCUUUAUUACACUAAUUUUUAAUUUCAUCACUCUGUAACACAAGCAGAUCAAUGCCAUCGAAAAAUAUAUAAAUCAUUUAAUUACUUUGUUAAAUGACCUAUUUUUAAAAACAUGUACAAUGGCUGACUCAAUAAUUGAGGUUGAUAAAGUUGUUACAGCAUGUCUGUUAUAUUUAUAAAAGACUAAAGUACAGGUAUUAUUUGGAAAAAUAAUAUAUAAACAUUCAAUACUUAUGUCAGUCAAUACACUGAAAAGUAUAUAUUAUUUGAUAAUGAAUACCUGUAUUAGGGCAAGAUAUGCAAUAGCGACCAGUUUCAAGUGUUAAGAUGAGGUCUUAGUUUGCUAGCUUUCCCGAUGAAAAGAAAACAUUGUAUACAAAAGAAUGCAAUGGUGAAAACAUCAAUAAACUAUAUACAGAUAUGGGACCUGUUAUCCAGAAUGCUAGGGGCCUGGGGUUUUCUGGAUAAUGGAUCUUUCUG